Messenger RNA from Paramecium octaurelia, 7494 nucleotides. Lineage: Eukaryota; Ciliophora; Oligohymenophorea; Peniculida; Parameciidae. The record is from the annotation of a GenBank genome assembly.
AUGAUUUUCAAUAUUUUCUAUUAACUUUUGUUAAUCCAAUUAUGUAUAAUAAGGGGUUCAGAAAUUUCCAAAAGAUGCGUUUGUGGGCAUGUUCAAAAUUAAAAAGACUGCAAAAACUCUGGGUUUUGCAUCUGGUAGAGUGAUUAGUGUAUUUUAAAUCCAAAUCAAUCAUACAAUUCAGAGGUUAAUAAUUAGAAUCACUGCAAAAGCUAUGCGUAAGAAGAUUGUAGAGAAUAAGAAUAAUGCGGUUUUUACUUUGGUUUAUGUAUUGAUUUCGUAGACUGCAGUAAUUUUGAUAAAGGUAAUUGUUAAGAAUCGUCAUAUAAAUGUGUUUCUGAUGGUCAAAAGUGCGUGGAAAUGAAAGAUUGUAGUGAUUAUAAAACGUAGCAUGCAUGUGCGAAUAAAAAUAAGCAUGGUAAGUACUGUGUUUGGAUUGGAGAAUUAGAGAAAAAAUGUAGAAAUGUCACAACGUGUGAGGAAUUGCCUCUAUAUUUAGCCAAUCAUACCGCGUGUAAAUCAGGUCUUGACGGAUGUACAAUAAGGGAGAAUGGCAGUGGAUGUAUAGAGUAAAUGGAGUCUUGUACAUAAUAUAUUAAUAAUUUUUAAUGUAUUGAAAGUAGAUAAAAACAAAAUAGUUGUUUUUGGAAUUCAAAAAAUAACAAUUGUGUUGAAAAAGCAUGUGAAAAUCUUCCAUUUACUUAUGAUUAUGAAUGUAAGUUAUAUUUAGGUGAAUGUACAACAAAUGGAGUUCAUUGUGUAAUGAGGAAGUAGUGUAGUGAUGCUUAGAACAAAUUGGGUUGUGUGACGGAUGCUUAGGGUAAAAAAUGUGAAUAUCAUUAAAAUCAAUGUAAAAUCAAGAGCUGCAGUACUGCUCCAGAAUCACUAACUAAUUAUAGAUAAUGCCAAGAUUAUGACAAUCUAUUAGAUUGUGUUACUUCAGAAAAUAAAGGAUGUAAAAUUCGACCUUAAUCAUGUGAUGGCUAUGUUUAUGAGACGGACUGUAACUCAUUAGAAUAUUAAGAUUGUAUAUGGUAUAAAGAAAAAUGCGAAUAAAGAUAAUGUUAUCAUGCUCCAGUUCAUUAUACUCAUAAAGAUUGUUCAGCAUAUGGGAAUUGUAUUGGAAAAUUAAAUGGAGGGUGUUAAGCAGCACCUUAAUUAUGCGAAGAGAUAUUGGAGGAAUAGUUUUGUGAAUUAAACUCUAACAAAGAAAGGUGCAUCUGGCUUGAAGGUAAAUGUGAAUUAUUAGAAUGUAAGAAAUUGAAAAUGCCAAACUACAAAAGUCAUAAAAUAUGCUAACAGGCAAGUUAAUACUGCACAUUUAAUUUAGACUAUUUAGGUUGUGCAGAUUAUUUGUGUGAAAAUGUUUUAGAGAUAGAAUAUUGUACAAUUGAUUCUACUGGUACAGUCUGCACAGCGAAUUAGGGUUGCAUAGAGAAAAAAUGCAAGACUGCUCCUCCAUCUUAUGAUACAAAUUCAAAAUGUGAAGAGUGGAUGCCACAAUGUACGGUUAAUAUAUAAAUGUUAUCAAAAUAAAAAAUUUUGAUUGGGUGCACAGAUAAAAAGAGCUCUUGUGCUCUUGCAGUUCAAGAUCAAUGCUACACUACACUUUCAGGACUUUUGUGUAAAUGGGAUGGAGGUAGUUAACAAUGCUUUGGUUAACUUUGUAUUGAUGCAGAUCCUAGCUUGUAUUAACAAAAUGAGGAUUGCAAUUCAUUUAAAGUUUUAUAUGGACCUUGCAUUAUAGGACCUUCUGGAGUUGGGUGUUAACAAUGGCCCACUAAUUGCAUUGAAAUGAUGAGUCAAUAGCAGUGUUAAUUGAAUCUAAAAGAUAAAACGAAGUGUUUUUGGACUGGUACUAAUUGUAAGUAAUAAUAAUGUUCAGAUGCUCCUAAAAUGAAUUACACCAAUAAUGUUGAAUGUAACAGCUGGUUAAAUGAUUGUAUUUUUGAUCAUCUUCUGGGCGGAUGCAAAGACAGAAUUAAUCCAGUUGAUUGCUCAUCUUCUCCUAACAUUAGCAUGUAUAAUAAUCAUCAAGAAUGUUAAGCAUGGAAUCCAAAAUGUACUGUAGUUUCCUCUUUUACUGCUGAAGGAUGUGAAAUAAAAAAAGCAACUUGUUAUGAGUUUAUCAGGCAAAGGAAUUGUAAGACAACUCUAAACGGCUAAUUAUGUUAUUGGGAUGAUAAAGAACAAAAGUGUAUGAAUGAGGACUAAGAUAUAAAUGGAGUUCCUGAUUGUCAGAAGAGACUUUAUGGAGACAUAUCUCACCAGGAUUGUGAAGACUUCUUGCCUAAAUGUACAAUAAAUAAUAUUGUUAAAACUUGUUAAGAUCUUGCAUUAAAUUGUGAUUAUAGAUAUAAACAAUAAUGCAAUAUUACUUAUGAUUAGCAACCUUGCAAAUGGGAUAUUUUGAAUUAGCAAUGUAAGGAUAUGGUAUGUGCUGACAAUACAACUGCUUAAACAGAGGCUGAAUGUUUAAUGUUUAGGAGGUUUAACUAAUGUCAAUUGAAAAUUAAGUCUAAUGGAACUUAUGGACCUGGUUGUGAAAAUAGACCCUCAUCUUGUGAGAGUAUUACAGAUCCUGUGAUCUGUAAAUUAACUCUUACGACUGAAGAUGACAAAUGCUAUUUUUAUAAUUCUAGAUGUUAAGUAGUACCAUCAUCAUAAUGCGAAGUAAUAAAUGAAAGUAAAAGUAAUGAUCUUUGUUAAUUAUAUAAUACCAGUUGUGUUCUUCAAUCCAGUGGAUAGGGAUGCUAUUCUAUUUCUUCAUGUUAAGAUUAAUCGAAUAAGACUUGUAAUAAUGCAAUCAUUAAAAAUAAUUAUAGAUGCAGUUUUUCAAAUUAAUGUAAUUAAGACAAUAGCUGCUAGUACAAAUAUCUUUCUUAUAGUAAUUGUGAUGGUUAGAAAACAUAGUUUGGACAAUUAUGUUAUUUCUAGUAUUCAUGCUCAACUUGCAAUAAUUAUUGCCGAACAUAAACAGCAUAAAAAAGCUAUACUUUUCUUUAUUCAGCAACCCUCACAGACAAAAGGAUAAAAUGUUAGGACUACUCAUCAUCAUACAAGUAUGAUACAACUUGUAAUUGCUGUUUAUCAAUGACAUCAUGCAGUUAGCAGGUAGGUUCAUAAUCUCUUUGUAAUUCAUCAACUAAUAAGGAUGGAGUUUAAUGUGGAUAUAAUUCAUUGACUUAUAGUUGCGAGGAAAGAAAAUGUGAGCAUUUGACUUCCAAUUAAACCAUUUCAUAAGAAAUUUGCUUUAAUUGGAAAUACGAUUGUGUUUAUAAUGUUACUGGUUGUAAGACAUUCACAGGAGAUUGCACAACUAUUAGUAUUAUUUAACAAUGUUAUUCUCAUUCAUGCUAUUGGUAAGAUGGUAAAUGCGUAAACCAUGUUAAUUGUGAUAUUAACACAACUGCAGUUACAAAUUGGGAAUGCUUAUUAAGUAAUAGCACAUUCUGUAGAUUAAAUUAUAUUUCAGGUUAAGGAUGUGCUUUUAGUUAUUGCAGUUAAAUUAAUGACUCCGCUAUUUGUAGUUCAGCUAAGAUUGCUAAUGGCGAAAAAUGUAAAUGGGCCUUUAGUUUGUGGAAAAUGUCUUACAUUUGCACAAACAUAGAAUGUUCAGAGUUUACAAAUUAAUUUGAUUGUGAAAACAGCUAUGGUUAUAUUUCGCCUGUUGCCACAAAAUGCUAUUGGUGCUCACUUUACAGUACUAAAUGUUCUAAUUCUAAAUAUUGUAGUACAAGUAGCAUGACCUCACCUAAAUCGCAUUAGGAUUGCAACGAUUAUUCUUUCUAAUAAACAAUCAAUGCCACAUGGAGCCAGAAGUGCAUAGUGAAAUAAUAUUAAUGUGCAGAUUAUCAAUAUAAAGAUGCUUGUGUAAAUACGAUAGAUAAUAUGGAUUGUAUUUGGUACUCCAAUGCUUGUAUAAAUUAUUGUAAAGCUGCAGUUCAUUAUUUAUCGACCUGGACACAUUCAUCAUGUCGUAUUUGGAAGGAUUAUUGUAUGUCACUGAAUAACUUAGAGUGUUAAAUUCUUGAUUGCUCAUAGCUAACAAACAUUACAGACUGUACCAUUUUUACUACAAGAUGUUUUUGGGAUGGUUUGGUCUGUUAAAGCAUUGGUAAUUGUAGCAAGUACUCUAAAGACAUCUAGUGCUCAAGUACAAGUAAUUCAUAAGGUAUCCCUUGUUUUUGGGAUGGUACGACAUGCUUAGAAAAAACAUGCUCAAAUAAGCCAACAACCUCACUCAAUCAAGCAGAAUGUAAUAGUUGGCUAAUUAAUUGUUAAUAUAAUAGGGAUAAUAAUCGAUGCUUUGAGGAUUGCACUUAUGCAAAUAUUUCAAAUAACACCCAUUAACUAUGUGAAUCCUAUUAUUUAAAUAAGAGUUGCACUGUACAACUAGAUUUAAUUAAAUGUGUAGACCUUCCAUUUUCCUGUUCUUUAGCUAAGAAAACUUAAUGUUAUAUAGACAAAUUUGGAAAUGAAUGCUUCUUCUUAGUUUCAUCAAAUCAGUGUGUCAAUUUAACAUGCUCAAACUUGUAAGCGUCAUAUACAACACAUAUAAAAUGUAACUCAAGAUUAAGAUCUUGUACAGUUAACUCAAAUUUGGAUGGAUGCCAAUAAUUAAAUGUUUGCAGUAGUUAUUCAAUCAAAGAAUAAUGUUAAAUUGAUUUAGAUAAUGUAGAAUGUUAAUGGAUGAUGAGUUAAAAUAAAUGUACAAUAAAGAACUGCUCAACUGCACAAUUACCCCUAUAUUCAGCCUAUAGUUGUCAUUAGUAUUUUGGAAAUUAGUGUACUGUAAAUGAAAGCUUGGAUGGAUGCAAGUUUGGCCAACCAUUGUGCAUGAACUAUACUUAUAAUUAGUGCAAAAGUGAAGGGCAAACGAAUUUAAGCGGAGUAAACUGUUUCUGGAAUGAGGAGAAGAGUAUUUGCUAAGAGAGGAUUUGUGAGAAUGGGCCUCCACUUGCCCAAUCUCAUUCUGAAUGUAUAGGGUUUCUCCCUACUUGUUAAAAAGGUGGUUGCCGUAUAAAAGAGUGCUAUGAUUAUAAUUAUGCUAUAGAUUCAGCAUGUGCUUCAAUUUUUGAAAGCAAGAGAUGUGUGACUAAUGGAUAUCAAUGUGUUUUACGAAAAGCUUGUGAGGAUGUUGGUGUCAUAGAUGGCUGUACAUUUGAUAUCAAUCUCAAUCUUUGCAUUUGGAUUAAUGGCCAAUGCUAUACAAAAACUUGUGAAAUUGCGCCAAUUUCUCUUACAUAACAUUUGGAAUGCAAUGUAUAUUUUCCAAUUUGCACAACUAAAGAAGGAGGGGGAUGUACUAAAAAACAAGAUUGUCAAAAUUAUUAAAUAAAAGAAGCCUGCUAUACAGAUAGUGAAAGUGUAGAAUGCAUUUGGGAUGAUACUCUAAAUUAAUGUUUUUCCAAUCAAUGCAUCGAUUUCUGUGGGGAUGGCAUUGUAUCUAGUAAAGAAGAAGAAUGUGAUGAUGGUAAUUAUUUACCCUACGAUGGCUGUUAUAAAUGCCAAGUAUAGUGUCCAUAAGGGUGUAAUAUUUGUAAUGGCCCUAUAUGUGAAGAUUGUUAUUUGGAAGGGUGGGUAUUGAUUAACGGUAUUUGUAAUUCAUUUUGUGGGGAUGGUUAUAUAGUUGGGAAUGAAUUUUGUGAUGAUGGAAAUUAGGUUGAAUACGAUGGAUGUUAUCAAUGCUCCUAUUCUUGUCACUAAAAAUGCCUUAAUUGCUUCUAAGGUUUAUGUUUACUUUGUGAGAAUGGAUACUAAGAAAAUUAAUCAUAAUGUCAUACUGUUUGUGGGGAUGGUUUUCAUGUAAAACUGGUAGAAUAAUGUGAUGAUGGGAAUAAUUAGAAUGAUGAUGGGUGUAGUGAUAUUUGUUAAGUUGAAAGCAAUUGGAAAUGCUAAUAAGAAAAUAAUAUUAGCUUAUGUAAUUAUAGUAUUCAACCAAAAAUUUCACUUACUAAACUCUCAAAAACAAACUUGGAUAAUCAAGAAUUUCAAUUAUCAUUUAGUGAAAACGUGCGUUUGAACAUUAAUAACAUUAGUGAUGAAUAAUUUAUAUAGAUGAUUGUUGUUGUUAUUGAAAAUGCUAAGGAUAACGAAUAUGAUAUUGAAAUCAAACCCAUGAUUUCAAUUACUUCUAUAUUGAACGAUGUAUCCUAUAAGAUAUUGGUCUAUUUUAAAAGGAGCAUUUUUAAUCCUGUGUUAAAAGUAACGCUAAGAUGUGAGAAUAUAGUAAAUGUUUAGGACAAUACUUUACUCUCUAAAGAAGCAAAGUUAGUAUUAUCAUCUCCUAACAAAAUGUCAAAUGAGCAUAAAUCCCUUCUUCUUAAAACAGCUCUACUCAGUCGAAUUGUGAUGUAUAUCAUCCUGGUUGUGAGUGCUAUAGCUUUUUUCGCUGGCAAUUUAGAAAUUUUAUGGAAUCUUCUAGAUAUGCUUUAAUAAUUAUCAUAUUUAAAAUUUCACAAUCUACAUUUCCCAGAAAACUUGUUUAUCUACUUUGAAAUAUUUACUAUUAGUUCUUUUGCUCCCAUAAUAAAUGGUUUAUAAACGGAUAAGUAUUUAGAAGAGUUAUUUGAUUUCAAAAUUCCAAUCAUACCAGCUAAAUGGAAAUUUGAAUACUAUUAAAUCAAUUGUUAUUUUUUGAAUAACUUGUAAGCACUUGUCACUAUAUUUGUAUUUGGAUUUGCUUAUUUUUUUUCCUCAUAUUUCUUCUAUAAGUUCCUUGUUCUUAUUAAUUACCAAUAUUGGCCAGCUAUUUUUAAUCAAAGGUAAUCGUAACAUCUCUUUAAAAUUGUCAGAUUUAUUUUUUUCUUAUAAAGAUUGGCCAGAAAAUAAUAUCAGUAUUUCAUUUACUCUGGAUUAAUCAGAAUUUUUACUUCUAACUUUUAUGAAAUAACAUUUGCAGCUAUUUUAUAAAUUGCCAAUUACAAUACUGAUACUACUUUAAAUAGAACGAUCUCAUUAAUAGCACUAAUUACAUUACAUGUGAAUCUAUUCUUGAUAGCUUUUUUUUUUUCUUAUCUAGCCAAAAAAGACAAAGUCCCAAAGAUAUUAUCAGUUUUAGUGGAAGGAAUUAAUAAUAAUUGUCAGUAAGGAUCUAAAUAAUAUUUUACUAUAUUGCUGAUUAAAAAAACUUUAUUCAUUAUUAAUUUAGUUGUGUUUUAAGAACUUUUGGCUGCUUAAAGUAUAAUUACAGCUUGUUUAUCAGGAGCAUUUUCUUGUUAUAUUUAUAUUUAUAAACCUUUUGAGAACAAUUUUGAAAAUACUAAAAUAUUCAUCACAGAAAUUCUGAUCAUGCUUAAUCUAAUACUCUUUUCUGCUUAUGAUAUUAUUAAAUUUAAUUAAAGCAACUACUCAGCUGAACUUUUAGGUUGGAUUAAUGUAGGUGGUUUCACUUUAAUUCUUAUUCUCACUUUAGCUAUUGAUGUCUACCAACAAUUAUAUAAAUAUAUAGAAAAAUGUAGAGAGAAGUUUAGAAUUAAUAAGAAUUAAGUUUGA